Messenger RNA from Hippocampus comes (tiger tail seahorse), 1718 nucleotides. Its product is annotated as solute carrier family 41 member 1-like. The record is from RefSeq and is a predicted model, not a curated record. The transcript is spliced from 11 exons. The coding region runs from base 101 to 1501 and encodes 466 amino acids. Gene Ontology annotation, cellular component: plasma membrane. NCBI's taxonomy places the organism in Eukaryota, Metazoa, Chordata, Actinopteri, Syngnathiformes, Syngnathidae. Gene Ontology annotation, biological process: monoatomic cation transport. Gene Ontology annotation, molecular function: monoatomic cation transmembrane transporter activity.
UGAUAAAAGCUCCUUUUACCAAUUAUCAGCCGACAUACUGUCCACACACAGAUAUGCUUUCAUCUGCGCGUUUUCCAAUCUGCUUCUUUGUUUCAGGUUUAUGGGGAGCUGGAGCCUGCCCAAGCGGACUUUGAGCAAAAGUGUCGGCAUUUUGGAAGUUAGCCCGGAAGGUGAAGGCCACGCUGAUGCCGCUGUCAUGCUUGAGGCAAAAUUCCCCCUUCCGGCACCAAAAGAAUCUUCCCGGAUGAUCUGCCUGCAGGUGAUGCCGUCGUUUAUGCUGGCUGGGCUCGGCAUGGUGACGGCCGGCAUUCUGCUGGACCAAGUGCAGCACUGGGCGGUCUUUCAAGAGAUCUCCGAGGUUUUUAUCUUGGUUCCGGCCCUGGUGGGACUGAAAGGGAAUCUGGAGAUGACGUUGGCAUCCAGACUGUCGACAGCCGCCAACACCGGGCAGCUGGAGGAACCUCAGCGGCAGUGGAGAACACUGUGCUGCAAUUUGGCUCUCAUCCAGGUAAGAAACGCAUCUCACGGCGAUUCGACCGUGCUCAAUUUGUUCAGGCCGAUGGCUGCUGUGGCGGCAGUGAGUCUCGGGGGCCUGACGAGAGGUCGAGUGGAUGUUGUCCACGCCGCCAUCCUGUGCGCCAGCAGUGUCACCGCAGCCUUUCUUGCGGCGCUGUCUCUAGGCCUCGUGAUGGUGGCCGUGAUCAUCGGCUCCAGGAGAAUGGGCGUCAACCCAGAUAACGUAGCCACGCCCAUCGCUGCCAGCCUGGGCGAUGUCAUCACUCUGUCGUUGCUCGCUGCGGUCAGCAGGUUUUUCCUCUGCUACAGAGACACAUGGUACCUGCCUGUUGGAGUGUGUGCCUUUUUCCUGCUUCUUGCGCCAUUGUGGGUCCUUGUCGCCCGCCAGUCUCCACCUAUCGCAGAAGUCCUGAAGUCAGGCUGGCAGCCCGUUAUUUUCGCCAUGUCACUCAGCAGUGUUGGUGGCCUGAUUCUGGAUAAGACCGUGAGCAAUCCAAACUUCGAAGGAAUGGCCGUGUUCACUCCGGUUAUCAAUGGUGUUGGAGGAAAUCUGGUUGCCAUCCAGGCCAGCAGGAUGUCGACUUAUCUUCACUAUUGGAGCAUUCCUGGCGCUCUGCCAUUCAAAAUCACCACGGACUGUCCUGGACCCUUUGCUACUUUCUUUUCUUCAGAUCUGAAUUCCAAGUCAGCCAGAGUCCUCGCCAUGCUGGUCGUCCCAGGUCACCUUCUCUUCCUAUACGUGAUCCAUCUUGCGCAGGCAGGGCACACGGCCAUGACAGCCGCCUUCGUCGUUUGUUACCUAUCUGCAGCGCUGCUUCAGGUGGUGAUUCUUCUGCACAUCGCCAACCUGAUGGUGAGGUGGCUGUGGCAAAGGGGCUUGGACCCAGACAACUUCUCCAUCCCCUACCUGACAGCACUGGGUGACCUGCUGGGAACGGCUUUUCUGGCCCUAAGCUUCCGACUGAUUCACCAGAUCAGCUCUUGACGGGUCGGGAUUUGAUCGACAGCAUUGAUGUACUGGGACCUGCACGCCCAUACGGGACGUUCGAGUUCGUGAGCUACCUUCUGGGUGAACAUGGUGUCGUGAAGUAAGCCAUCCUUCGGUAGGAUGUGUUGAGUGAUGCUCUGGGAGUAAAAAUGCGACCAUGCCAGGAAAAUCCAAGCUAUCGAGGAUGGAAAUGCUGUCAAAAAAAAAACAAAAA